GAGCACUCCGCACGUGCCUUUAAAUGCGAAGGGGCAAAUGAAUUCAGUGUCAGUGGGAGCAGCUCCUCAAGGGGAAGCAGUGAUAUUUCAAAGGUGGAAUUGAAAGAGCUGUAAAUCUAUUUCCUGACUCCGGCUUGACGGUCAUUUCUGAAUCACUGGACUGUUGCUAUCAAAGUGUGGAGCAGGGAGGCAGAGUCAGUGGAGUUCCCUCCUCGAGCUAAAUUCAGAGUUAUUGGAUGGGAUCAACAUGAGCAGCAUUAUGGAUGGAUUUAUGUCAUUCUGUUGAGAUAUUUAUAUACUCUGUGUAGGGUUGCUCAGCAGAUGUGUCCUGUCAUGUCCUGGCUGCUCUGCCUGUGCCUCUGGGUCAGUGUGACUGCCAUUCAGCUGUGCGAGGCCACUUUCUACGACACCAUCCAACAGCAUCAUGGGACGAGGCCUGGACGAACCACCAUCCACAUGAUCGAGGGGGGCACAUGUGAAGUAAUCGCUGCUCACCGAUGCUGUAAUAAGAAUCGCAUUGAGGAGCGGUCACAGACGGUCAAGUGUUCUUGUCUGCCGGGGAAGGUGGCUGGAACCACCAGAAACAGACCUUCAUGCGUCGACGCAUCCAUAGUAAUUGGGAAGUGGUGGUGUGAGAUGGAGCCUUGCCUGGAGGGGGAGGAAUGCAAGACGCUCCCUGACAACUCAGGCUGGAUGUGUUACGCCGGCAACAAGAUCAAAACCACAAGGAACACUCAGCCAUACACAACAUCAACAUAUUAACACUUUGAGAAAAGGACGCAAGGGAACGCCUCUGGCGGAAAGGUUAAUCUGCAGCACUGUCACAGGACCAAUUAUUACAAAGACAAUGAACCUAUUGUUGCUUUAAGAAAUGUGAACACUUCUCAGAUUAAAGUGUAAAAAGAUGUAGAAUACAUAAAGCACAUCCGGCUCAAGGCUACUGAAAAUACUGACGCUCUGAGAUGCCUGCGGGGAACUUCAUCAUAACCUUGUAAUGAAUACAUUUUCAUCGUUUCUUUACAACUCUGAAAUGGAUCGUCAAUGUCUGUGCAUUUGGAUUAACAUCUGACGUCCCUCCUCAGACAUCAGUAAGACAGAUGUUCACUACGCAGCGCCCAACAGGAGAGGAAUACAUCAAAGGACAUGGGAAGAGCAAGUACAGUAGUUGACAGCCCUCAGGUUUUUCUUUUCUUAAUAUUGUCAGAGGAAAAAUAUUGUACAUAAAUUGUUUGUCCUUCUCUUGUGUACAUGAACUUUAUUUAUGGUGGUGAAAAACGAUCAUUCGAGUCCCUGAAUGCAGUCUUUCCUCUUGUUUCCCACAAAGCCCAACACAGCCAAAGUUUGAUGAGUUCAAGGACAUAAUGUGAAGAUACAACAGAUGCAUUGAGAGGGAGACGUUUUACAAAUACAGCUUGUGUGUCUUGAUACUGUACAUUUUACCAUUUUGUUUGUAUGGUACGUGUAUGCCUUUCGUCACCUCUUAAAUGGCUUUAACAGUCAAACUUGGUAACAUGUCAGCUACCCUGAAACUGAUCGAUUCACCAAAAAUGUGAUACCAGUAGGUUGUUUUCGAUACUUGAAAUGCCUUAUUUGUGUCAAAUCAUUCAGAUGAUGAUAUUGUACAUAUGAAGCCAUCUAUUGAUAUGUGCUGAAGUUUCAUUAAAGUCAUUGUUCCUGUAACUGAUGGGAGCGCAUCCUUGCCACUGCCCUCAAAACCCAGUCAUGGUUUGGUUAGGUUUAGGCAACAAAACUGCUUGGUUAGGUUUAGUAAAAAAAUCAUGGUUUGAAUUGGUAUAUUUGUUAUCAAAAUAUAUCAAAUACCAAAAAAUAACGUUGACAUUUGGUUUCACACGGGACGCAAAAAUCCUGUGCUUGUUUGACCCCAACCCACACCUUACACGGACUUUGUCGCUCUUUAUAAUAUGUUAGCUGACUUUCUCCUUUACUCCAUCAUAAUAUUUACUACGGCCACUAGAGAAGAAACACUAACGUAAAUAGAGGUCGUAAUUAGAUUAUUGCACAGAUGAGCUAUAUGGACGUUGUUUUUUUUGAGUCAUGACGAUCUGGGUAUGAGCGUGGAAUCAAUCUUCUCAU
Centropristis striata (black sea bass) is the source of this 2094-nucleotide messenger RNA. Its product is annotated as chemokine-like protein TAFA-1. The record is from RefSeq and is a predicted model, not a curated record. NCBI's taxonomy places the organism in Eukaryota, Metazoa, Chordata, Actinopteri, Perciformes, Serranidae. The coding region runs from base 322 to 762 and encodes 146 amino acids. The transcript has 6 exons. Gene Ontology annotation, molecular function: receptor ligand activity. Gene Ontology annotation, biological process: regulation of neuroblast proliferation; neuroblast differentiation.